AUGUCAACUGUAUUGCAACAUCAGUUGCAAGUAGGAGCUUCGCUGACCUUGGGUGCUAUCUCCUUGUACUACAUUUACAAGCGCCUUGCCAGUCAUGUUGCCGAUGACAGGGUCCAUCAUCUCAACAAGACAGUCAAAAGUGACAUAGGAAGUACAGACACCUCAGAUGCCUGGCUUGAGAGAGCGAAGCUGCUCAUCGGAGAUAGUGGCAUCCAGAACUUGAAAGACGCUCAUGUUCUUGUCGUUGGAAUGGGUGGAGUUGGAAGUUUUGCAGCGGAAUUUCUGGUUCGAGCAGGAGUUGGAAAACUUACCAUCAUAGACGGAGAUGACGUCGACCCGACGAAUCGUAACAGACAGCUCUGUGCGCUUGUCUCCACCCAUCACAAGUACAAGGCACCAGCUCUUAUCUCACACGUGGACGUGAUGAAGGAAAGGCUGCUAGACGUCAACCCGGCCGUCAAGAUCGAAGGCACAAUAUUGACUGCACGCAAGGGGAGUCGAAGUGACUUGCAAGCAGCUCUGGCCAAGUUCUUAGAAUGCGAGGAGUGCUUGACUCUGAUCGAGAGCGGCGGGUUCGACUACGUCGUGGACUGUAUCGACAGCCUCCAGCCAAAGUUGCACCUGAUGCAUGCGGCCCUCAAGAGCUGUGUGCCGAUCGUGAGCUCCAUGGGAGCUGGCGGCAAGGUGGACCCAUCCAAGGUGGACCUAGCGGACAUCUCGAAGACUGACAUGGACCCGUUCGCUAAGUUCAUACGAAAGAGACUGCGCAGGCAGUUUGGGAUUUUGAGCGGAGUUGCCUGCGUGUUCUCGACGGAGAAACCAGACCCGAAUUCAAUCAAAGUCACUGACGGCUCGCGGUACAAGAAAUCUUACUACGGCACUAUCUCUUACUUGCCCGCCGUCUUCGGCAUCCAUGCCGCGUCUCUCGUCAUAAGAGAGCUGGGGUACAAGAAGAAGAUCGUCUACACCAAGACAAAGCGACAUCUGCUCAAACAGGGAAGAUCCGCAGCCUACAACUCCGACUUCCUCACACGUCAGCGAGGAGAGCAGGAGGGAGAGCAGGACGAUGACGAGGAUGAGCCUUAG
Guillardia theta CCMP2712 is the source of this 1086-nucleotide messenger RNA. RefSeq lists its product as hypothetical. The transcript is spliced from 17 exons. NCBI's taxonomy places the organism in Eukaryota, Cryptophyceae, Pyrenomonadales, Geminigeraceae. Gene Ontology annotation, biological process: cyclic threonylcarbamoyladenosine biosynthetic process. Bases 1 to 1086 code for a protein of 361 amino acids. The record is from RefSeq and is a predicted model, not a curated record. Gene Ontology annotation, molecular function: tRNA threonylcarbamoyladenosine dehydratase activity; ubiquitin-like modifier activating enzyme activity.